This is a messenger RNA of Penicillium argentinense, 2211 nucleotides long. RefSeq names its product beta-glucosidase. The transcript has 4 exons. Bases 1 to 2211 code for a protein of 736 amino acids. The record is from RefSeq and is a predicted model, not a curated record. Gene Ontology annotation, biological process: glucan catabolic process. Gene Ontology annotation, molecular function: beta-glucosidase activity. NCBI's taxonomy places the organism in Eukaryota, Fungi, Ascomycota, Eurotiomycetes, Eurotiales, Aspergillaceae.
AUGCGCCUUCUUUUCUUCUCUGCUUUGACAACAUCCGCCGCCCAGGCUUCUGGACUGGCCACUUCUGGCUGGGAUGCAGCUUAUUCCAAAGCGCAAGCAGCUCUACAAAAGCUCAGCCAGGCUGAAAAGGCCGGCAUCGCGACGGGCGUGACAUGGGAGGGCGGACCCUGCGUGGGCAACACAUACGCCCCCAGUUCAAUCGACUACCCAUCCUUAUGUCUUCAAGACUCGCCGUUGGGCAUCCGGUUCGCAAACCCCGUCACUGCCUUUCCCGCAGGAAUCAAUGCCGGCGCGACCUGGGACCGCAGUCUUCUUUACUCCCGUGGCGUGGCAAUGGGAGCAGAGGCCAAGGGUCUCGGAGUCCAUGUGCAGCUGGGCCCAGUCUCUGGUCCAUUGGGGAAGAAUCCCGAUGGUGGGAGGAACUGGGAAGGCUUCUCAGUUGACCCGUAUCUUAGCGGAGUUGCGAUGGAAGAGACAAUUCGCGGAAUGCAGGACUCGGGGGUACAGGCAUGCGCCAAACAUUGGAUCGGAAAUGAACAGGAGGUUAAUAGGGACACGAUUAGUUCUGAAAUGGCUGAUCGCCAGACACACGAGUUGUACGUGUGGCCGUUCAUGAAUGCCGUGAGAGCAGACGUGGCCUCGGUGAUGUGUUCGUAUAACAAGGUGAACGGGACCUGGGCCUGCGAGAGCGAGGCCAUCUUAAACGAGCUGCUGAAGAAUGAGCUCGGCUUCCGUGGAUACGUUGUGAGCGACUGGAAUGCGCAGCACACCGGCGUGAACAGUGCUCUGGCCGGGCUGGACAUGACCAUGCCGGGAAGCGAUUUCAAUACUCCACGAGGAAGUAUAUUCUGGGGGUCGAACUUGGUCGAAGCUGUCGCCAAUGGCUCUGUGCCGCAGUCUCGUCUGGAUGACAUGGUCACUCGGAUUUUGGCUGCGUGGUAUCUCGUCAAUCAAGACCAGGGCUAUCCCGAGGUCAGCUUCAGUUCGUGGAAUGGCGGCAAGGCCAGCGUCGAUGUCACAGCCGACCAUGCUUCGGUUGCUCGAGCCGUAGCUCGUGAUUCGAUCGUUCUUUUGAAGAAUGAGGCUCAGACAUUACCUCUUCGACAGCCAAAGAGCCUAGCCAUUAUUGGACAAGACGCUAUCGUCAACCCGGCGGGUCCCAACGCAUGCACUGACCGUGGAUGUGAUAAUGGUACACUGGCCAUGGGAUGGGGCAGUGGAACUGCUGAAUUUCCGUACCUGGUUGCUCCCGUCGAUGCAAUCCAAGCGCAAGCAGACAAGACCGGUACACAAAUCAUCACAAGCACUACCGAUGAUGCAGCAGCAGGAGCAGAGGCGGCAGCCGCAGCUGAGACAGCCAUUGUAUUCAUUAACUCGGACUCGGGAGAAGGAUACAUCACCGUCGAAAACAAUCCAGGAGACCGAAACAACCUUGACCCAUGGCACAACGGAAACUCCCUUGUGCAAUCCGUCGCAUCCUCGAACAAAAACGUCAUCGUCGUAAUUCACAGCGUGGGCCCCAUAAUCCUAGAAACCAUCCUCGCCCAACCCUCCGUCAAGGCAAUUAUCUGGGCCGGGCUCCCAGGCCAAGAAAGCGGGAAUGCCCUAGCCGACAUCCUCUACGGAUCCACCUCUCCCAGUGGAAAAAUACCCUAUACCAUUGCUAAGCAGCGCAGCGAUUACGGCGCUGGCUGGAUAUAUGCCCAAACAGAUUCUUUCACCGAAGGCCUCUUCGUUGACUAUCGCCAUUUCGACAAGAACGGCAUCGAUCCACGCUAUGAAUUUGGACACGGACUCUCGUAUACCGAGUUCGCGUAUAGUGGACUCUCGAUUAACGUGCUCGCUACUUCUGGUCCGACAAUCGGAUCUAUCAUUUCUGGUGGACCCGUGGAGCUGUUCGAGUCGGUGGGAACUGUCUCAGUACAUAUUGUGAACAAUGGCUCGGUUGAAGGUGCCGAAGUCGCGCAGCUCUAUAUCGGACUUCCUGAAUCUGCUCCGUUGAGUCCGCCGAAGCAGCUGCGGGGGUUCGAGAAGGUAUUUCUUCAAGCUGCUGGAUCUGGAACGGCUACGUUUGAGCUGACGAGACGUGAUUUGAGCUAUUGGGAUGUGACGCUGCAGAAAUGGGUUGUGCCGAGUGGCACUUUCCGGGUUUAUGUUGGGGCGUCGAGUCGGGAUAUUCGGCUGCAAGGGACUUUUUCUGUUGCAAGCUGA